GCUUUGAGUUUGUUUGACCGUGCAAUUAAGCUUUCUCCCAGAAAUGCUGCUUUAGGGCGUAAUCGGGCUGCUACAUUGACGAAUUUGGGUCGGGUUUCCGAAGCCAUUCGAGGAUGUGAGGAUGCUAUUAAGUUGGAUCCUAAUGAUGAAAAGCUUCACGAAUUUUUAGGGUAUUUACUAAUUAGGUUAGGACAGGUAGACGCUGCUAGGAAGCACCUAUUCUAUAAAGGGCAGCAACCUAGGGCUACAGAACUUGGCAUGUUACAAGCAGUUGAGAAGCAUCUAAAGAGAUGUACUGAUGCCAGGAAAAUUGGUGACUGGAAAAGCACAUUGCGGGAAGCGGAUGCAGCAAUUGCUGCUGGAGCUGAUUAUUCCCCUCAGCUUUUCUCUUGUAGAGCGGAAUACUUUUUGAAGACGCAGCAACUUGAUGGUAUAGACAGAAUCAUGUCAAAGAUACCAAAAGUUGAACCGUCUCCUAGCUGCUGCUCACAGAGCAAGUUCUUUGGGAUGCUUUCUGAGGCUUACGUACUUUAUGUUCGUGCCCAGAUCGACAUGGCAUUGGGAAGGUUUGAUGAUGCAAUUGCCUAUGCUGAGAAAGCCGUAAACAUUGAUCCUAAGAGUGUCGAAGUCGCAAAACUGCUCACCAGUGCAAGGCGAGUGGCAAGAGCUCGUACACGUGGAAAUGACCUUUAUAAUUCAGAAAGGUUUACGGAAGCUUGUGCAGCUUACGACGAAGGCUUAAAGCUGGACCCUUCAAGCUCAGUUCUUUACUGCAACCGAGCUGCCUGUUGGUUCAAACUCGGGAUGUGGGAAAAAACUAUUGAAGAUUGUAACACUGCUCUUCAUAUCCACUCUAACUACACCAAGGCACUUCUUCGAAGGGCUGCCGCAAACAGCAAGCUUGAACGAUGGGCUGACGCUGUUAGAGAUUAUGAAAUAUUGAAGAAAGAACUUCCACACGACGAUGUUGUUGCCGAGUCUUUAUUCCACGCUAAAGUUUCAUUAAAGAAAUCGCGUGGUGAAGAGGUUUCCAACAUGACGUUUGGCGGUGAUGUAGAGGAAAUUACACGCCCGAGUCAAUUUAGAGCUAUGAUAUCGUCAUCAGGUGUCUCCGUGGUUCAUUUUUUUAUUCCCUCGAAUCCACGAUGCACACGCAUUUCUUCUUCCUUAGAUAUGCUUUGCAGUCAAUACCCUUCCAUCAAUUUCCUCAAGGUGAACUUGGAAAAUAGCACGGAGGUAUCAAAUGCCGAAAAUGUGAGGAUUGUACCAACGAUCAAGAUAUACAAGAAUGGUAGUCGAGUGAAGGAGAUCAUAAACCCAACAAGUGAUGUGCUGGAAGCAUCGGUGAGACACUACAGUCUUUAAUACGCCAGAUUGUAAACUCAAUUCCUCGUAUUCACCACUUAGUAGUAGGACUUCCUCCGCUUACAAAUUCAAUCUUUUUCCCAUCAAAUGCAAGGAUUAUCGUGACAUAAAAAACCCCGAGCUGCACAAUAAUCCCAUUUUAGGAGCCAAUACAAGGAUAACAAGGGGGGAGAUAGCUUAGAUUCCUUACAUAAUUCAUUUAUUUAUUCGUUGUCUAUCCCUCCCCCCUCUCUGGUUCCGUCAUCUACCCUUUUUUUUUUUUUUUUUUCGUUUACAUUUUCACGAAGUCAGCAUCAUUCUUGUAGAACUCCCACCCUCGUAAAAUCUCUGAUCGAUUGAAAAAACAAAGAGAAACGGGAUGUGUGUAUACGUUGGUUAGGCGUCUCGGAGAAGAGAGGAGACUAAAUAGCGAUUGCUGGCUAGAGAAGGAUAUGUACAUGUAUAUACGUCGAUGAUAUAUACACAAAAGCAAAAUUGAAUACAAUUGAAGGUGGAGAUUGGAUAUGUCUGGUGGGUAAAUUCAUUGGGUUGGUGAUUAGAAGAUAGGAUGAAUAUGAAUGUUUUUAGUUUUGACAAUCUGUUGUUGCUUCUCAUUGCUUUCAUUUAUAAUAAAAAUAAAGUAUUUACUGCAUUGCUGCUCCA
Messenger RNA from Amaranthus tricolor (Joseph's coat), 2007 nucleotides. RefSeq names its product TPR repeat-containing thioredoxin TTL1-like. Gene Ontology annotation, molecular function: protein binding. The record is from RefSeq and is a predicted model, not a curated record. Gene Ontology annotation, cellular component: cytoplasm. The transcript has 7 exons. Lineage: Eukaryota; Viridiplantae; Streptophyta; Magnoliopsida; Caryophyllales; Amaranthaceae. The annotation marks the transcript as partial.